Messenger RNA from Talaromyces atroroseus, 1584 nucleotides. RefSeq lists its product as hypothetical. The transcript has 3 exons. NCBI's taxonomy places the organism in Eukaryota, Fungi, Ascomycota, Eurotiomycetes, Eurotiales, Trichocomaceae. The record is from RefSeq and is a predicted model, not a curated record. Bases 1 to 1584 code for a protein of 527 amino acids.
AUGGACUCCGAAGGCAUUGUCUCAAACAAAAUGCAGACCAUGAACAAACAUCAGUCAAGGCAUACUCCUGCCAUUCAGGAUCUUUCCACUAUUUCAAGGACAAACCAGGAUGAUGAUAUCUCCCAGGAUCACUUUUCAUUCAGACAAAGCCAGGACAUGGAUCAAUGGACUUUAAGCACAACAGACUCAAUAGAGUCCAGCCCCAUCGUUACCCAACCAGAGACACCCGAGGUUGCUAUGCUGUCAUAUUCAUUUUCCCAUCAACUUAUUCCUAGCACAAGCAUCAAUGACACAGCCGCUAUGUUUCCCUCGCUGUCUGAUAUACCAGCUGCCGGAGGUAUCCAUGAACAUGCCGAGAUGGACUUCCCACAUACACACCACUUUGCCCAGGCUUUUGCUUCUUCUUUGUUUGAAUAUAACUAUGAGAAUGAUGACGCAGCUCGGGGGUGUAUGCAAGAUGAUACAGCAUCACAGGGCCACACUUCGCACCAUGAAGAUGGUCAAUUGUUUUCCACACAAGAUACCUGGAAUUUGUCCCUGGACACAGCGAACCUUGCUGGAGCCAACUUUGACCAUCUCUCGCAUGUAUUGUCGCCACCAGUAUCUCCACCCUUGACGGAGUCUAGCCAGGCUUCUACAUCUUCCCAGGCGGCUUACUCUUUCCCGGGAAAUGAGGAUUCGUUAAUGAGCGACCCAAAGAUUAGUGUCCACGACCCAUUCCACCCACUUUCGCCGCCUUUGAACGAACAGGAUCCCAACAGGAAAUCAGACCCGGAAGCCUACGCAUCUUUGCAAAUGGGAGAGUCAGUACGACAAACCAAGGAUAAAUCCGAGAUUAGGACCCCCAGGGAUCAUCCGUACUAUUCCCUGCCAACCGCGAAUGACGGGAAAUACUACUGCCCCUUCGCUAAUGGAGAGAACCCUUGCACCCACCCACCAACAACUCAGAAAUGUGCUUAUCACAAAUACUUGGAUUCCCACUUGAAGCCAUAUAGAUGUAAAGUCACUGCUUGUGCUGCACAGAAUUUGCACUUUUCCUCCAACGCUUGUCUUUUCCGCCACGAGCGUGAAGCGCAUGGAUUCCAUGGCCAUGGAGACAACCCGCACCUAUGCCUUUUCGAAGGAUGCGAACGAGCCGUUCCUGGAUAUGGAUUUCCCCGCCGAUGGAAUCUUUUUGACCACAUGAAGCGAGUUCAUGAUUACACCGCUUCGGAACAGCCCAGUUCCCCAGAGACCAAUGCUACUGGCCAAGUCCUGAAGAAGAAGGAUCCCGCAGGCAUACGUAAGAGGAGAGUCACUAAGACAGUUACGGCACCAACCAUGAAGAGAACCAAAUCAACUUCUUCCCAAGGAAAUACUAUGAAGACCAACCCAGUUCAACACGGUCAACGGCUCCAGAAUGCCGAGCGCAACUAUUAUAACUGUCGCGCGCGGUUACUGGAAAAGCUUGCCAAUAUCACCCCUCAGGACUCAGUCAUGCAUGAAAAAGCAAAUGCCAGUCUUCAGGAGCUUAUUACACUAGGACUGAACUACCGACAGCUGGAAGCUAGCUCUGCUGCCACUCAGUUGGCCAAUGGGGUCUGA